GACAAUUGCCGGUGACAUAAAGUCCAGUCAAUAGACGUUCAUACUAGUAGUGUCAAAGAAAAUUAUUUAGUACAUUGUGUAGAGUUGAAAUUUGGACUUUAAUUUGGAUUUUUCACAUUCAAGAUGGUGAGAUGUUUUAGUUGUAUUCUAUCACUGGCACUUCUAAUUUUGUAUUCAAUAUCUUAUUCAGAUGGCCUGGCUGUCAUGUCCAUUGAUUUGGGAAGUGAGUUUAUGAAAAUCGCCAUUGUCAAGCCUGGUGUACCAAUGGAAAUAGCUUUAAAUAUUGAAUCAAGAAGAAAAACUCCUCUUGUUGUUUCAAUGAAAGAUAAUGAGAGAUUAUUCAGUGAUCCUGCAAUGGGUGUGGCUGUGAAAAAUCCUAAAUUUGCAUACCGUUAUCUUCAUGAUCUUAUUGGUAAGAAGAUUGACAAUCCUCUUGUUGACUUGUAUAAAAAAAGAUUUCCUUUCUAUGAGAUUUUGAAAGACGAUAGAGGUUCUGUGCUUUUCCAGCACGACAGUGCAACCACGUUCUCUGUUGAAGAACUUCUCGGCAUGGUUUUGAACAACUCGCGGGAGAUUGCUGAAAAGUUCGCAGAUCAGCCAAUUAAGGAUGUCAUUAUUACUGUGCCGCCAUUUUUUACACAAGCUGAAAGACGUGCCGUGAAUAGAGCCGCCUCCAUGGUAGGACUAAAUGUACUUCAGUUGAUGAAUGAUAACACUGCUGCUGCCUUGAACUUCGGAGUGUUUCGAUAUAGUUCAUUUAAUGCCACUGAAAAGAUAUAUAUGUUCUAUGAUAUGGGGGCUACGAGUACUACGGCAACGAUUGUUGGUUACAGUACGACGAAAGUCAAGGACAGAGGCAUUGCCGAAACGGCUCCCCAGCUUAUUGUGAAAGGAGUUGGAUUUGACCGUUCGUUAGGAGGGCGAGAGUUCGAUUUUCGAGUCAGAGAUCACUUGGUGAAACUGUUCAAGGAGAAGCAUACAGAUCUUGACCCAACAACAUCUCCACGUGCGAUGAGUAAAUUUUUAAAAGAAGCAAAACGUGUAAAACAAGUUCUCAGUGCUAAUACGGAAACUAUUUCACAGAUAGAGGGCGCUUUCAAUGAUCAAGAUUUCCGUGCUAAAGUAACGAGAGCCGAAUUCGACGAGAUGAGCGCAGAUCUUUACGAUAGAGUUGCAGAACCUGUUAUCCAAGCCUUGAAGUCGUCCUCGGUUACCUUGGACGAAAUUGAAAGUGUUCUCGUUCUUGGGGGUGGUUUUAGAAUCCCUAAAGUACAAGAAAUUUUACUAAAAGCCGUUAAAAAGUCUGAAUUAAGCAAGAAUAUCAAUGCUGACGAAGCCUCAGCUAUGGGUGCCGUAUAUCAAGCUGCUCGACUAAGUAAGGGUUUUCGCGUGAAAAACUUUGUGGUUAAAGAUACCAAUGUUUAUCCGAUAGAGGUAACAUUUGAAAGGCCACUAAGGAACAGCAAGGGCGAAGAAACGGGUGAAUUCAAGACGGUGAGAAGAACGUUAUUUCAUCAAAAUAAUGUUGUGCCACAAAAGAAAGUAAUGACCUUCAAUAAGAAUACAGAUGAUUUCAAGUUUGCUGUUAGUUAUGGUGAUGUGUCAUUCCUUACUGAUAUGCAACGAAGCAUGAUUGGCAGUUCCCAUCUCUUAGACGUGCAAGUUAAGGGUGUUAGUGAUUCGUUCAAAAAACACGAAAGCGACAAAACAGAUCCAAAAGGAAUUAAAGCUUAUUUCACACUAGAUGAAGCGGGGAUUCUCUCGUUAGAAAAGAUUGAAUCAGUCUUCGAAAAAAUUCCCGAACCUGAAAAGGAAGAACCGUCAACAUUUGCCAAACUUGGAAGCAAAAUUUCAAGUUUCUUUACCGGGUCCUCUGAUACAGAUGGGUCAAAAGAAGACUCGAAGGAAAAGGAGACUAAGUCCGAAGAAAUAAAAGAUAAUGAAAAAAGUGAGAAAAAAGAAGGUGAAAAAUCUGAUGAAGAAAAGACGAAAGAAGAGGAAAAAGAUAAGAGUGAGAGCACGAAAGAUGACGAGAAAAAUGAAAAAACAAGUGAAAAAGAUGAAAAAACAAGUGAGAAGAGCGAGAAGGGGAGCGAAGAAAGUCAAGACAAGGAAAGCAAGAGCGAUGAAAAGAAAGAUGAGGGCGCAGAAGAACAGAAGAAAGGUGAAGAAGAGAAGAAAAAAGAAGAAAAGUCAGACGAUAAUAAAGGAGCGAAAGAUGAGAAAGUUAAAAGUGACGGUGAGAAGAAUAAGACUGCAGAUGAGAAGACUGAGAAACAAGCUCCUCCAAAACCCAUCACUAUCCGUGAACCUCUCCAAGUAGAAUCUGAAAUUGUUGAUUUGCAAGAGAUGGCUACUGAUAGAUUUGACGUCGCUGUAAAUAGACUAAAAAAUUUGAAAGCUCGUGAUGAUGCUAAAAUAGCGAAUGCUAAGGCAAAGAACUCAGUUGAGAGUUUCUUGUUUGAAACCCGAGAUAAAUUGUCUGAUGAAGAGGGGGAAACUUUGAUGACCGAAGAUGAACGAGAGAAGCUUGAGACGGCUUUAUCUGAAGUAUCUGAGUGGUUAGAUGACGAGGGAUGGGAUACAACGGAAGAUGUUUACAAAGCAAAGUUAAAAAUAUUAAAGGGAGCUGCCAAAGAUUUCUAUUUGAGAAUAUCAGAAUUGAAAAAUCGUCCAGAAGCAAUUGAGAAUCUACGUCGAAGUUUGAACUUGACAGUGACGUUUUUACAACAAGUUGCUGUGAUGAAAGAAAAGGACGAGAUUUUCACGAACAAAGAUUUAGAAGAUGUCUGGAAAGUACUGAAUGAAACUGUUGAAUGGCUCUAUAAUACAGAAAAGAAACAAAAUGAAACUAAACCAUCAGAAAAUCCGGUAUUACUGGUCAAAGAUAUUGUACAGAAGACUGGUAAACUGGACCGAGAGUUAAUGUAUUUGUUAAACAAGGCUAAAUACUAUGUUCCGAAGACUAAACCAGCAGAUAACAGCACUACUACUAACGGCACGGACAGUGGGGGAAAGCCUGAAAGUAAAACAAAGGUUGAUGAGUCUAAAGAGAAAGGUGAAGAAAAAAAGGCAGAUGAUAAAUCUGCUGAUGCAGAAGAUAUGGAUGAUAAGCAGAGUAAAAGCGAGGGCGAAACAAGUGAAGAAGGCAAGAAGACAAAGAAUGAAGACAGUCAAGAAAAAGGAAGUGAAGAAACAAAAAGUGAAAAUAGUGAAGAUAGUCAAGAAACAAAGAGUGAAGAUAGUCAAGAUACAAAGAGUGAAGAUACAAAGAGUGAAGAUAGUCAAGAUACAAAGAGUGAAAACACGAAGGAAACUGUUGAUAAGAAGGAUGACACUACGACUAAAUCCGAAUCGUCAGAACCCCAUAAAGAAUUAUAGUGAAUAAACCAAAGUGUGACUCACUGCGGCGUGGAUUGCGGACGAGACCUUGACUAAGCAAGAAUGACAUUGACCUUGAAUUGCAAACCGCUGAUUCAUUGAGAUGAAUUUGGUUUAACCAUGACAGCAUAGUUCGAAAAAUUAUAAUGUUCAUGCUAGAGAACUGGGCAUAGCUAUAGCGCUAUACAGGUGUGCAGGGCACGUUUCUUGGCAGAAAAAUAAACACGUGACAAUUAGCUUCCCAAAAUGGGAACAACUAAGAAACAGCUAAAAAUAGAAAUAGAAGUUUUUUUCAGAAAAAUACGAGCAACGCUCUUUGUUCCAAAAAAGCCUGGUCAUCUUGUUUGCUUAAGCUCUCCGUAUAUCUUGGGAAAUAAACAGCAGCUAGGAGUUAUUUAAUUUAUAAAUACUGUUUUUAAGAUUGUUAUUCAAUUCGUUGGACAUUAAAUUGUAAAAUAUCUUCUUUA
Messenger RNA from Dendronephthya gigantea, 3848 nucleotides. RefSeq names its product hypoxia up-regulated protein 1-like. Lineage: Eukaryota; Metazoa; Cnidaria; Anthozoa; Malacalcyonacea; Nephtheidae. Gene Ontology annotation, cellular component: endoplasmic reticulum chaperone complex. Gene Ontology annotation, molecular function: ATP-dependent protein folding chaperone; ATP binding. The record is from RefSeq and is a predicted model, not a curated record. The coding region runs from base 124 to 3381 and encodes 1085 amino acids. The transcript is spliced from 28 exons. Gene Ontology annotation, biological process: cellular response to hypoxia; endoplasmic reticulum unfolded protein response; negative regulation of hypoxia-induced intrinsic apoptotic signaling pathway.